CACCCGCAGAAUCAGCGACUCAGGCCCUGGCUCAGCCAUGACUCCCUGGCGCAAAACUGACAAGGACCGGCAUGGAGUGGCCAUCUACAACUUCCAGGGCAGCAGUGCCUGCCAGCUCUCCCUGCAGAUUGGCGAUGUGGUGCGGAUACAGGAGACCUGUGGAGACUGGUAUAGGGGAUACCUCAUAAAGCACAAAAUGUUACAGGGCAUUUUCCCUAAAUCCUUCAUCCACAUCAAAGAAGUGAUAGUUGAGAAAAGAAGAAAUAUUGAGAACAUCAUCCCUGCAGAAAUUCCCCUGGCUCAAGAAGUGACAACAACACUUUGGGAAUGGGGCAGCAUCUGGAAGCAACUCUAUGUGGCCAGCAAAAAGGAGCGAUUCCUGCAGGUGCAGUCCAUGAUGUAUGACCUGAUGGAGUGGCGGUCCCAGCUCCUCUCAGGAACAUUGCCCAAGGAUGAACUGAAGGAACUGAAGCAGAAAGUCACAUCCAAAAUCGACUAUGGCAACAGAAUCCUUGAGCUUGAUAUGAUUGUCAGAGACGAAGAGGGAAAUAUCUUGGACCCUGAUAAUACUAGUGUCAUCAGCUUGUUCCAUGCACAUGAGGAAGCGAAUGAAAAAAUCACAGAGCGUAUCAAGGAAGAAAUGUCAAAGGACCAGCCAGACUAUGGAAUGUAUUCCCGCAUCUCUUCAUCUCCCACCCACAGUCUCUAUGUCUUUGUGAGGAACUUUGUAUGCAGAAUUGGGGAAGAUGCUGAGCUCUUCAUGUCUCUCUAUGACCCCAACAAGCAAAUGGUUAUAAGUGAGAACUACCUGGUGCGAUGGGGCAGCAAAGGCUUUCCAAAGGAGAUUGAGAUGCUCAACAACUUAAAGGUGGUCUUCACGGAUCUUGGAAACAAAGAUCUCAACCGAGAUAAAAUCUACUUGAUUUGUCAAAUAGUCCGAGUUGGGAAGAUGGAUAUCAAAGAGACGAAUACAAAUAAGUGCACCCAGGGACUGAGGCGGCCCUUUGGGGUGGCAGUUAUGGACAUAACAGACAUCAUCAAGGGGAAAGCUGAGAGUGACGAAGAAAAGCAGCACUUUAUUCCUUUUCACCCAGUGACUGCGGAGAACGACUUUCUACACAGCCUCCUGAGUAAAGUCACAGCCUCCAAAGGAGACAGCGGAGGGCAAGGCCUCUGGGUGACCAUGAAGAUGCUCGUGGGGGAUAUUGUUCAGAUCCGGAAGGACUACCCACACUUGGUGGACAGGACCACGGUGGUGGCCAGGAAGCUGGGGUUCCCAGAAAUCAUCAUGCCAGGGGACGUCAGGAACGACAUCUACAUCACUCUCCUGCAAGGCGACUUUGACAAGUACAGCAAGACCACGCAAAGGAAUGUGGAAGUGAUCAUGUGUGUGUGCACUAAGGAUGGCAAAACGCUGCCCAAUGCAAUUUGUGUGGGAGCUGGAGACAAGCCCAUGAAUGAGUAUCGGUCUGUGGUGUACUAUCAAGUCAAACAGCCACGGUGGAUGGAAACAGUCAAGGUGGCUGUCCCUAUCGAAGACAUGCAGAGGAUCCACCUGCGGUUCAUGUUUCGACAUCGGUCCUCCCUGGAAUCCAAAGAUAAAGGAGAAAAGAAUUUCGCCAUGUCUUAUGUGAAGCUGAUGAAGGAGGAUGGCACUACUCUGCAGGACGGAUACCACGAGUUGGUUGUCCUGAAGGGAGACAGCAAGAAGAUGGAAGAUGCCAGCGCCUACCUGACCCUUCCUUCUUACCGACACCACGUAGAAAACAAAGGAAGCACGUUAAGUCGAAGCUCCAGCAGUGUCGGGGGACUGUCCAUCAGCUCACGGGAUGUGUUCUCCAUUUCUACCUUGGUGUGCUCCACAAAGCUCACUCAGAACGUGGGCUUGUUGGGUUUGCUGAAGUGGCGUAUGAAGCCUCAACUGCUACAGGAGAAUUUAGAGAAACUGAAGAUUGUGGAUGGAGAGGAAGUGGUUAAGUUUCUCCAAGAUACUCUGGACGCCCUCUUCAACAUCAUGAUGGAACAUUCUCAAAGUAAUGAGUAUGACAUCCUUGUCUUCGAUGCUUUGAUCUACAUAAUAGGACUCAUUGCAGACCGGAAAUUCCAGCAUUUUAACACCGUUCUGGAGGCUUAUAUUCAACAGCAUUUUAGUGCCACCUUGGCUUACAAGAAACUGAUGACAGUGCUGAAGACUUACUUGGAUACCUCCAGCAGAGGGGAGCAGUGUGAGCCAAUCCUAAGAACUCUGAAAGCUUUGGAAUAUGUGUUCAAGUUCAUUGUUCGGUCGAGGACAUUAUUUUCACAGCUUUACGAAGGCAAAGAACAGAUGGAGUUUGAAGAAUCCAUGAGACGGCUCUUCGAAUCCAUUAACAACCUGAUGAAAAGUCAAUAUAAGACAACGAUCCUCCUGCAGGUGGCAGCUUUGAAAUACAUCCCAUCUGUCCUCCAUGAUGUGGAAACCGUCUUUGAUGCAAAGUUACUCAGUCAGCUGCUGUAUGAGUUCUACACCUGCAUCCCCCCAGUGAAACUCCAGAAACAGAAAGUGCAGUCCAUGAACGAGAUAGUCCAGAGCAACCUCUUUAAAAAGCAAGAAUGCAGAGACAUCCUACUUCCUGUCAUCACCAAGGAACUGAAGGAACUGCUGGAACAGGACGAGAUGCAGCACCAGGUUCAGGAGAAGAGAUACUGUGUCGAACUACUCAACAGCAUCUUGGAGGUCCUCAGCUGUCAGGAUGCGGCCUUCACCCAUGACCACAUCCAAGAGAUCAUGGUGCAGCUGCUUCGCACAGUGAACCGGACAGUCAUCACCAUGGGACGGGAUCAUAAGCUGAUUAGUCACUUUGUGGCGUGCAUGACGGCCAUCUUAAACCAGAUGGGGGACCAGCACUAUUCCUUCUACAUCGAGACUUUCCAGACUAGCUCCGAACUUGUGGACUUCUUGAUGGAGACGUUCAUCAUGUUCAAGGACCUCAUUGGGAAGAACGUGUACCCGGGAGACUGGAUUGCCAUGAGCAUGGUACAGAACAGGGUCUUCCUGAGAGCUAUCAACAAGUUUGCAGAAAUCAUGAACCAGAAGUUCCUAGAACAUACCAACUUUGAGUUCCAGCUGUGGAACAACUACUUUCAUCUAGCGGUGGCUUUCAUCACGCAGGAGUGUCUGCAGCUGGAGCAGUUCUCCCACGCCAAGUACAACAAGAUCCUGAGCAAAUACGGGGACAUGCGGCGUCUGAUCGGCUUCUCCAUCCGCGAUAUGUGGUACAAGCUUGGCCAGAACAAGGUCUGCUUCAUCCCGGGCAUGGUGGGCCCUAUCCUGGAGAUGACGCUUGUUCCCGAGGCUGAACUCCGGAAGGCUACCAUCCCGAUCUUCUUCGACAUGAUGCUGUGUGAAUAUCAACGGAGUGGGGAUUUCAAAAAGUUUGAAAACGAGAUCAUCCUCAAGCUGGACCACGAGGUGGAAGGGGGCCGUGGGGACGAGCAGUACAUGCAGCUGCUGGAGUCCAUCCUGAUGGAGUGUGCCGCUAAGCACCCAACCAUUUCCAAGUCCGUGGAGAACUUUGUCAGCCUGGUCAAAGGCCUUCUGGAGAAGCUGCUGGAUUAUCGGGGUGUGAUGACAGAUGAGAGCAAGGACAACCGCAUGAGCUGCACCGUGAACCUGCUGAACUUCUACAAAGACAACAAUCGAGAAGAGAUGUACAUCAGGUACCUGUACAAACUCCGCGAUCUCCACCUGGACUGUGAAAAUUACACCGAAGCUGCCUACACGCUCCUGCUCCACACCUCGCUCCUAAAGUGGUCAGAUGAGCAGUGCGCAUCCCAGGUCAUGCAGACGGGCCAGCAGCACCCCCAGACCCACCGCCAGCUGAAGGAGACGCUCUACGAGACCAUCAUUGGCUACUUCGACAAAGGAAAGAUGUGGGAGGAAGCCAUCAGUCUGUGCAAGGAGCUGGCGGGGCAGUACGAGUUGGAGACCUUUGACUACGAGCUGCUCAGCCAGAACCUGAUCCAGCAGGCAAAAUUCUAUGAGAAAAUCAUGAGGAUCCUCCGGCCCAAGCCAGACUACUUUGCUGUCGGAUACUACGGCCAAGGAUUCCCCUCCUUUCUGCGGAACAAAGUGUUCAUCUACCGGGGGAAGGAGUAUGAGCGACGGGAAGAUUUCCAGGUGAAGCUGAUGAGCCAGUUUCCCAACGCCGAGAAGAUGAACACGACCUCCGCUCCCGGGGAUGACGUGAAGAACGCCCCGGGCCAGUAUAUCCAGUGUUUCACUGUCCAGCCCGUCUUGGAUGAACACCCCAGGUUCAAGAAUAAGCCGGUGCCGGACCAGAUUAUCAACUUCUACAAGUCCAACUACGUGCAGAAGUUUCACUACUCCCGGCCCGUGCGCAGGGGGCCCGUGGACCCUGAGAAUGAGUUUGCUUCCAUGUGGAUCGAGAGAACCUCCUUCAUGACCGCCUACAAGCUCCCAGGGAUCCUGCGCUGGUUCGAAGUGGUUCACAUGUUCCAGAGCACCAUCAGUCCUCUGGAGAACGCCAUCGAAACCAUGUCCACGGCCAACGAGAAGAUCCUGAUGAUGAUCAACCAGUACCAGGGCGACGAGAGUCUCCCCAUCAACCCGCUGUCCAUGCUCCUCAAUGGGAUCGUGGACCCUGCCGUCAUGGGGGGGUUUGCCAAGUAUGAAAAGGCCUUCUUCACUGAAGACUACAGCCGGGAGCACCCCGAGGACCAGGACAAGCUGAACCGCCUCAAGGACCUCAUAGCCUGGCAGAUCCCCUUCCUGGGGGCGGGCAUCAGGCUCCACGAGAAACGCGUGUCGGAGAAUCUGCGGCCCUUCCACGACCGCAUGGAGGAGUGUUUCAGGAACCUGAAAGUGAAGGUGGAGAAGGAGUACGGAGUCAGAGAGAUGCCCGACUUCGAGGACCGGCGCAUGGGCCGCCCACGCUCCAUGCUGCGCUCCUACCGGCAGAUGUCCAUCAUCUCCAUGGCGUCCAUGGGCUCCGACUGCAGCACCCCCAGCAAGACCACGCCUGAGAGCUUCGACCUGGAGGCAGCAUCAUCCCAGCCGCCGAGGGCCGAGCCGGAGCCCAUCUGCCCGGGGAGCACCCUGCCCGAGGUCAAGCUGCGCAGGUCCAAGAAGAGGGCCAAGAGGAGCAGCGUGGUGUUCGCCGACGAGAAGGCGGCGGCCGAGUCGGAACUGAAGCGGCUCUCCAGGAAGCAUGAGUUCAUGAGCGACACCAACCUCUCGGAGCACACAGCCGUCCUUCCCAGGGGGUCCAUCCUGUCCCAGAUGAGCUUUGCCAGCCAGUCCAUGCCCACCAUCCCAGGCCUCACCGUCUCUACGACAGGUGUCCCUGGGACGGACGAGGCGGCCAACUUGUCCCCCCGCCUCAGCCAGACCUUCCUCCCACUCGCGGAGGCUGACAAGAAGACGCUCAAACGGAAGAAAGUGAAUCAGUUCUUCAAGACCAUGCUGGCCAGCAAAUCCCCCGAGGAAGGCAAGCCGGCGCCCGACGUGCCGAAUGCCGACCUAUGAGCUGCUAUUUCCACGGACACUCGUGGGACCCGGGAGAGAAGCUUCAGCUGACGGAGACAUGGGAGGGACCCUGAUGGCUCCAACAGUGAGACCCCCACCCCUGCCCAGCAUUCAGAUGGGACCCCGACGGCGGGUCUGCACCCCAGAGCCCGCUGAGGCAGGCCCCACAUCCUCCAUGCGGGCAGGCCACGGCAGCUCCUCAGUGGGCAGAUCAGUGGCAAGGACCCCCCGACCCCCCACCCCAGGUCUUGGCGGUACAAGACACCAGCAAGACGUGUCCCUGCCCAAACGCUGUUUACAAGCCUCCUUCUUGCCGAUAAGGAUCCUCUCUCCCUUUCACUGGCUGAAUCCUGGUACCUACCAGGGAAAAUCUCCCUUAAAAUGUGCUUGUAUUUCAUUUGUGAUUAACAAAGUUUCUGUACC
Sorex fumeus (smoky shrew) is the source of this 5950-nucleotide messenger RNA. It is a transcript of the gene DOCK2, whose product is annotated as dedicator of cytokinesis 2. Lineage: Eukaryota; Metazoa; Chordata; Mammalia; Eulipotyphla; Soricidae. Gene Ontology annotation, molecular function: GTPase activator activity; small GTPase binding; guanyl-nucleotide exchange factor activity. The transcript has 52 exons. Gene Ontology annotation, cellular component: plasma membrane; cytoplasm. Gene Ontology annotation, biological process: small GTPase-mediated signal transduction; actin cytoskeleton organization; cell migration. The record is from RefSeq and is a predicted model, not a curated record. The coding region runs from base 38 to 5527 and encodes 1829 amino acids.